UUCACCGGGGCAAGAGCCAUUACAGCAAAGAAGAAGAAGAAGCUGAUUGGCCUGAUUUAUUCAUCAUCACGGAAGCACUAUUCAUUUGUUAAUUUCUUAUUUUGUUCCGCUAAAAACAACGUUUGUUCUCGAACAAAACGAGCAAAACAUUUUCAGUCAAGUUUGACUUUCUUCUUGAGAAGAUAUAUAUAAGGUUAUAUACUUUAUUAGUGAUGGAAAGCAGAAAAAGAAAACAAGAACUGAUACGGCGAAGAGUAGAUAGACAUCGUAAAGUUCGCCGCCAAAUUGAUGAUGAAAAAUCUCUUGAUACUGCAGCAUCUAGUUCUUCAUCGCAUUCAUCACACAAAAUGAGCAGACAACGUAAUAAAACACGCCAAAAAACAUUAGAAAAGAAUAAUAAUAAAUUUACAGUAAAUAAAAGAUAUAUACCUCGCAAAAAUAAACUUUUAAAUUCCCCAAAACAACAACAGAUUGCUUCGUCGGAAUGUGAGGAAAUUUUAAAAAAUAAAACGAGCACAUCUGAAGAAACCUGCCAAAAUGACACUAAUCUCUCAACAACACAAAAUAUACUUAGUGAAAAUAAAAAUUCUACAUAUUCUUCAGCUUUAAAUUUAUUUUUAUCAGUGACGACAAAAAUACAUUCACAACUAAACAAGGCUUUGUUACCAAAUCAAUUUGAUGAAGACGAUGUAAAAGAAACAAUAAUAAAGGCUUAUCAAAGCCAAAGUUUACAAUUGACACAAAUACAUAGUAAACUAUUAGAAAUAAAAAAGUUGCUAAAAGACUUGUUAAAAAUAACACAGAGGGAUGAGCAAGCCACAAUGUCAAUUCCACGAAAACAGAAACUGGAAAUUGAACUUAUGAAAAAUAUGAAAGAGUUUGUUAUAAUAGAAGGAAAACUGAAUAAUGAUCGAACCUUUCGCGAAGAGCUGAAGAAUCAAACAACUGUUCAAAUAUAGACGCAAUGAAAGUUGAAAUUUACUAUUUUAAUAGUGCUUACAAUACUGUAAAACAAUUCUGGCAGAUUACGGUGCAACGCAAAAUCUUAAACCAACUCUAGGAUAACAAAGUCGUGCGACAAAAACGUACCGACAAAAAAACUACCAGGUUUGCGUAAAUCAUUUUUCAUACAUUAAAAUAGUUUAGUAUAUGCAUAUAACCAUACACUGUGGUAGUCAUAAUAAACCAAAAAAAUAAAAACUGCAACACACGGCAUGAAUAAAAUUUAGAGUAUGUUUUUUUUUCUAAGUAACAACACAAAUGAUUCUACUAUAAUAAAGCUAAUAAUAAUAACGCUACCAUAAUAAAUUUAAGCAUUAUAUUUCUAAGCGACAGAACAAAAAGCGAAAAAACUGUUCUAUCAUCUAUAUGUAUAUAAUUUCACGCAGAUUUACUUUAAAA
Molecule: messenger RNA, 1401 nt
Organism: Pseudomyrmex gracilis
Lineage: Eukaryota; Metazoa; Arthropoda; Insecta; Hymenoptera; Formicidae
Exons: 6
Coding region: 213-959 (248 amino acids)
Source: RefSeq, a predicted model, not a curated record